CCGACCGAUAACUGUGUAUGGGCCGUAUUUACACCACAUUCGCGCACAUCUUUAAUUGGAACAUCACGACUUUCUUGCUCGGUUGAACCCCAAAUCAUACCGACCCUAGAUGCUUAUUGUUUAUGAAAGAGACUCCAGCGACACUGGCAAAGUCCAGCUGUGGAUGAACGCCGUGGAUUCGCUGAAAUCCCGGCUGGACAAGAAGAAAGAGGAGCGGAGGAGGAUGCGGGCACUGCUGAAGGAACGGAUCAGGACGGCGCUGUACGAGGAGCACAGCGUGACGGCGGAAAAAGCCAGCACCCUCAGGAGGCUGUUCCAGGGGAAGCGGAAGGGCAAGGGGGGCAAAAAGAAAAGACCGGUGACCCCGUCUGUCCUCCCGGAGACCCAGAAGCCUCAACGUAGCGAGUUGGACUUCAGCUACCAGGACAGGUCCGCAGUGGAGGCGACGAGCUCGGACGAGCCCUACAACCCCAGCGAGUUUACUGACAGGCGGAAGGGCAGGGACCUGGUCACCGUGUCCGACCUGGAGCAGCUGAAGGAGGAGGAUGACCACGCAGGGCGCCCCGUGUCCAACCACGCAGACGCCGGCGAGCUCAGCGACGUGCGGGUAGACACCCCCACCACCGACAGCACGCACACCGACACAGAAUCCGGCUGGAAAUCCUGGAUGACCGCGUUGAAAAGGUUCCUACCUGUAUUCCUCAGAGCGGGGGGAGUGGGGAAGACACCAACAGAGAGGGAGGGGAGUAGAGGGGUUUCGGACAGCAGAAAAGUGGGGGGGGGACAUUAA
This is a messenger RNA of Mobula hypostoma (lesser devil ray), 790 nucleotides long. RefSeq lists its product as uncharacterized. The record is from RefSeq and is a predicted model, not a curated record. The transcript is spliced from 3 exons. The coding region runs from base 110 to 790 and encodes 226 amino acids. Lineage: Eukaryota; Metazoa; Chordata; Chondrichthyes; Myliobatiformes; Myliobatidae.